Messenger RNA from Trichomonas vaginalis G3, 810 nucleotides. RefSeq lists its product as uncharacterized. The transcript has a single exon. Bases 1 to 810 code for a protein of 269 amino acids. Lineage: Eukaryota; Parabasalia; Trichomonadida; Trichomonadidae. The record is from RefSeq and is a predicted model, not a curated record.
AUGCAAAGUAUUCAAGAUGCAUUCAAUCAAAAGGAGAAUUAUCCUGAAUUAUUGCUUAUUGUUGCAGUAGAGGAUGCAACAACUGAUGCAGACACGUUUUGGAAUUCAGUUCCAGUAAAAUCAACCUUACCAACAAAUUCUAUCGUACACAGAAUCAAAAUUCCCGAAGAUUUCAACGAUUUUCAGUAUUUUGCACAAAAAUUCCAGAUAAUGAGCACUCCUGCAAUCUAUGUUUUCGGAUCUCAUUCUUCGAUCAUCUCAUAUCAAUGGGUCGGUCACUAUCCUAAGCCAGAAGAGUUUGCCUCGUAUAUUGGAAGCUUAAAUUACGGUGCAUUUGAGAAAGAAGACGAAAAUAUUACAGAAGUUACAGAUACACCAGCUAAACCAAUUAAAAUAUCAUUAAGAACAGAUAAUGGACUCAUAACUCAGCAAUUUGAUCAGCCUGAUACACUUAAAACCCUAUUUGCAUGGCUCGAUGAAACAUUCGGACCAAAUCACACAUAUACAGUCAUUCUUUCACAGAAAUUAAUACCACGUGACUAUAAUAUGCUUAUUACAGACGUUGUUGGCAAGGCAACAGCAGUUUUACUUAAGAUUAAUGAACCAACUCAAUUAACACAAGGAAUGACACAACCAACAGUUCAUCAUCAUGAAGGAGGAUGUUGCCAUAGUAUCUCAUCCAAAAUUUUCAUGGUUUUAUCAUUUAUUAAUCCGUUUGCAAGCGAAGGCGAACAAGAAUCAUUUUGGGAAUACCAGCCAUCUAAUAAUCCCGAUAUCGCACAAGUUCUUGUACAAAACAUUAUGGGAUAA